Linum tenue is the source of this 1470-nucleotide messenger RNA. The record is from the annotation of a GenBank genome assembly. Lineage: Eukaryota; Viridiplantae; Streptophyta; Magnoliopsida; Malpighiales; Linaceae.
AUGGUUCUCUUUGAUUUCAAAUCAGACAAGCACUUUGUUACCUCUUCGGACAAAACCACCCUUAGAGUUUGUGAGUUGAGCGAUCCUUCUAUUCACCCUUCUCUUAUCAGAAAUGCUCACUGGAGAGAAGUUGGCAAUAUCACGGUUGAUAGCGACGAUGAUGAUGAUAGAGACGUUGAUGACUUGGCAGAAGAGCGGUACUACGACGGCCUGUUGUUUUUCGAUGGCCAUGGGAUGAUCGAGGGACAGGAAGCCCUGACCAGGCUAGCACAACAACUCACCAGAUUGGGUUUGAUGGUGAGCCCUGGAGGGUGCUGCUUCCAAGACGUGACUGAGCUCCGCGAGCAUAAAGAGUUCGGAAUUCACUAUCUCCGGUUGAACGAUCUCUUCAACUGGUCCAAUCAUGGUGUUUACUCGGCAAAGAUCGGCAUGUGGCAGCGCUUGGAGUUGAAGUACACGGUGCCAAAGCAUAAGAAAAUAUCAAAGUCGCCGAUGGCGGUGGGCGUGGUGAGUAAGGAGAAGUACGAGGAGUUGAGAAGGAUGUUGAACGAGAAGAAGGAGGAGCUGAAGAAGGUGACCACGGAAAUGGAAGACGAGAUUCAAAAACUGAGGGAUGACCACGAAGAAGAGCUACAGAAGGUCCAACAAGAGAUGGAAGCGGCCAUUGACAAGAGAGAUGCCGAGCUACGGAAGGUGAAGAAGGAAAAGGGCGAGGAGUUGCGGAAUCUGAGGAAGGAGAAGGACGAGGAAAUACGAAAACUGAGGCGGGAGAUGUGUGAUGAAGUGGAAAGACUGGAGAGAGAGAAGGAUGAACUAACAUCAAAGCAGCUAGAUCAGAAGAAAGACAAGGAGGAAACGGUUCACCAACCGGGAAAGGAGCAGGAAAUGAAGAUGCUGAGGAGGGAAGCAAACGAUUUGAAGAAGCAGGUCAAAGAGAAGGACGAGGAGUUACUAAAGCUGAGACGGGAGUUAGGCCAGCUAGAGCGGUAUAGUAACAACUCAUGGACAAAUCUAGGUUCUGUAAAAUACGUUGCUACCGGCUACGGCAGGCUCAGAAAACGGGUGCCGCGAGAGAAGUUUGAAAGGUACAGCGAAAUGAAGAUCGUGCAUGGCUGCCACCGCUAUGCUCCCCACACGACGGCGUUUUCGGCGUUCCCUAGGCUGUACAUCGGUGUUUUAGACGAGGUGUCGACCGACCAUUGGCCGCUUCCUCCUAGCGUUAAGUUUUUGGUUGGUAACGGCGGCCAGUUCGACGUCGACAACUGGUGGUUUAUGAAGACGUCUCACCCGGAAGGAGGCACGACGAUGCUGGCUUUUUACGACGGCAGUCUUUCGAGUUGUGCGGACGUCGGGUAUACAUGCAAUACGAGAUUGUCUUACCCUAGGGGUCGUGAUUUUUAUGCGGAUAGAAGCUUCUUCCUGGUUUCUAUGGAUAGUGAAUGGAGGCUGGCUUUUACGUAUCGAGAGUAG